This is a messenger RNA of Aedes albopictus (Asian tiger mosquito), 9971 nucleotides long. RefSeq lists its product as uncharacterized. NCBI's taxonomy places the organism in Eukaryota, Metazoa, Arthropoda, Insecta, Diptera, Culicidae. The transcript has 2 exons. Bases 111 to 785 code for a protein of 224 amino acids. The record is from RefSeq and is a predicted model, not a curated record.
AACUAGUCAACUCCCACCGGCCCACCCCACUAACAAACAUAACAACAAACAUCGCGACUACCAUGCGUUUAAUUUUGUAACACAAAUAAUCGUUAAAUUUGAAUGUUUGAAUGGUUUCAAAUAAAUUAUUGUCCGUUGUCCACUGUGUACAUAAGGUAACAAAAAUGUCACUCGAUUCAUCCGUGACCGAAAGCGUUCCAGCGGAAAAACUAGCCCUAGAAAAGCUGACCACUUUCUGCCAGCACCUAGCCAACACGUACCGCCAAAUCCGAACCCUAACCGGGCCCGAGCGAUCCAAUGUGGACAAAACCCUAGCCAAGGCAUCGCGCUACGAACUGCUUCGGAAAUUGAAUCCUGCAUCCAGUACCUGCUACUCGCAGCAGCAGACAGAGCAGAUCCAAACCGAGUGCCUACACGAAAUCAACAACCGACUGAUUGCCACCGGCGAGCUAAUAAAUGAAACGGCAGACGGCUUCAACAAAUUGCUGCGGAGCUAUCAGGACCUCCAGUACACCGCUCAACAGUUGGACUGGUCCAAAGCAACGACCAGUAGUUUAAUCACCGGAACGGACAAACGGAAACCACUAGAGUACUACCUACAGCAGGGCUUUCGGAUCGUGUAUCAGCUGAACAAGGUCAUCUCACAAAUCAAACUUGUACUGGGUGCUGUUGAUCUGCACAGGAUCGAUUCAAUUCAGAAGUUACGCGAGUGCUUGAAAAUAUCCGAGGAACUCGAUCUAUAUUUGCGGGAGUUUGUUACCUUCACUGCCUUUAUAGUUAAAUAAAACUAUGAAACAUGAAACUUUUGCUACCUAUCUAAUUGUUUUCUUGUUAUAUUUUCAUACAUGAAUACGGGAGAAAGUAGACAUUAAUUUUUAUACCUUUAUUUUAUAUGUGGUACCUAAUUUAGAUUCCACCAAAUAGGCAGUGUCGUAGCAGAUUAUUUCAGCUGUCAACUGGAAAUAAAUGUGAGAACUCCAAUUUAUGUAUCUUGUACUGCAACAGUUGAUUAACCCUUUGUGACUUUAAUUUUUCUAAGCGUUAUUAUAAAGUUUUGUCUACGUAUUUCUAUAGUUUUAGUGUCCAUAAACACAAACAUGGCAAUAUAUGAUGGAAAAUAUUUUUUCGGAAGUGCUAGGUCAUCCAAACUAUUAUUGUGUUUAGGUUCUAAAGUCUACGGGUGUACGUGUAAUCGUAACUUGUAAUAGAAUGUUAGAAUUUAUUUUUUGGUUGUAUUGAGGAUCAACAAAGCUCAUUGGAGCUCAUAUCAUACUAACAGAGAUCAUGAGAUGCUUUCGAGAUAUUCAGGAUUAUCCAAACUGUUCUGCAGUUCAGAACAUGGAAUUUACAGUCAUAACAAGAACUUUCAUUGCUGUUUUGAGUUAUGCAACAUAACGUAAAAACGGUAUCUACGAAAAGCUCGAAAAGACAUUAUAAAAUAUUUACAUGAUUUCCCGUAUGAACUUCAUGAAGCUGUUUUUCGAGUUCGGAACUAGAAGCUAAUAAUAUUAAUAUCACCACCAAUCCUUCUUAAUGUAUUCACUCAUGUUAUUGAAUUUAUCCAGAUGCAGACACCCAUGAGAACAUUUGAGAUGUUGAAGAUCUUUAAAGAAAUCAGCACAUUCGCAAUGCUUAACUUAGACUUAAGACUAUCAAAUAAACUAGAACACAUAUCAAAGGUAAUAACUUCCAUUUCCGAUGCACCGAAUUUCACUACAAAUUAUCAAUAAUGUUGUUUGAAGCCUUACAAAGUAGUAAGAAUAUUGUAAUUACUGGAGGUCAUUCGAAUUCGACUUAUAUUUCAAGUACAAAGCAUAUGAUCUACAACUUUAAAAAUUGCUAUACGAAUGGAGAAACUGUGGUCAAUGAGCUUGUAGUGAGAGUUACAGUGAAAACAGCAACUGUAAGUGCAGCAGCUAUGAGGAAUGUUUAAUAACAGUUUAGACUAUAUAACAACGCUUAUUGUUCUAUAAACAGAUAAAGUGAACGUGGUUGGUUACGUAACGUAAGAUUUUAGUUAAAUAUGUGGGUUACAGUUCAUAGUGCAAAUAACUACUGCAGCGGCCGUAGGUAUAAAGCACUAAACGUCAGGACUAUUUAGACCCCCCUGAAUGCCCUAAAAGUAUAUAAUAACAUGAAUCACUUUUCCAGUAGGUCCGGUAAUCAUAGUAGAUUAUGAAACGUAAUUCUAUAGAGCGGAUAUUUCUACUGCUACGAGUGUAGACCUUAAGUUCUACUCAUUGAAGUGGUUUGAUUGGACUAAAAUACUCAACAAAUAACUUUGAUAUGAUUCCAAAACAUUGAAAUGGAUCAUAGAAAAUGAUUGAAAAAAAGUUCAUAGCGAAAAUAUCUACUGUACAGCUGUACUGUCCCUCUUCGCAUGACAGUCCCAUGUCGUUUCUAAUGCGAAUCAUAUUUCUGUCACUCACGAGGUCAUUUGAAAGAAAUUUCUGGAGCUCGAUUUGAAUAGGUCGUAUGUGCUUUUGUCAAUAUAAAAUUCGAUCAGUUUAUUUUAGUCAUUGUAGCAAUAUGGCAGAUAUUUUGCAAACUUUUAAUGAUGGAACAGAAAGCCAGUUUUGUGAGGAUUCUGCUGUAUGUAUCAACUUUGCUCAAUUUCAACGGUUUUUGCUAUAAUAAGCGAAUCCAACUGAUCGAAUUUUUAAUCGACAAAAGCACAUACGACCUAUUCAAAUCGAGCUCCAGAUUUGAUAUAUCUCCCGUCUCAUUCCACAGCCCAAUAUGCUACGAAAAAGGUGUGCAAGUGAUUUUUUUUGAAAAUAUUUGAAGUUAUAGUACAAAAGGUAGAUACAUUCAAAAACAACAUGGGACUGACAUGCUUAAGAGGAACAGCGAGUGUAGAUGUCAAGGACUAAACUCGAGUAGAUGUCAAGGACUAAACUCCAAGAAAGUUUACAUGACUUCGAAUGUGCCGCUAAAAGUGUAACUUCUAUUAGUCUUCCAUUAGUUCCGGUAGUCAUAGUUUAUUAUGCAUAAUAACUCUGUAAAAUUAAUAUGACUACUGCUACGAAAGUGAAUCUGCAAUUCUGCAUUUGGUUGGUCUGGAUUAUCUCAAAGAAUUUUAAAUAACUAGUACGAGGAUUAUUGAUCAUGAAUACGUGAUAACGAAUAUAUCUACUGUAACAUCUUUAGAGAUCAAGGGCUAAACCCCAAGAUAGUUUGGACGACCUUAAUAUCUAUUAGUCAUCAAGCAGGACCAGUAUCCAUGGUUGAUAGUGUAACGUUUCUCUGUAUAGCGGAUAUGACGACUGUUACGAGUGAGGUUCUAAAAUCCAUGUUAGUUUGGAUGUCCUGCAUCAUCCUAAUAAUGUGAAUAAGUGUCUUCCGGUUUUCAAGAGAUUCACGCAUUACAGCCGCUUAUGUGAUGUUAAAAUUUGGUGCUAAAACGCACAUAAUCACUCUUGUAGAUUUGAAGGACUGAAUUUUACAACUGUUUGAGCACAAACAAACAGACGUAACUCCUAGAGGAAAUUCAUCUAAAAUAAUAGAGUGUUACGUCUGUUUGUCUGUGGUUUGGGGAAACCUUCAGCUUUUCAAAAUAUGAACAAGUUUUCCAUAUUCACAAAAAAAAACCCGAUUUAAUCCACCUAUGGUGAACAGAACCCUUCUUACACUUAUUAAAACUAUUGUUGUAUUAUUUGUAUUUAACAUAUUUACUGUGUAUGAUGGACCAAAAGUUCUAGAAAAUAUUGUGGAUUUGGCAUCUAGUGAAUUGGUUUCCAAAAUAGCAUCAGACCAUGGACAAAACUACCAGAAAUGCCAGACACCUCCUAGAAACUUGUAUCGGAAUAUUUAAAAAAAAUAGCUUACAUAUUCUGGAAUAUUCUAUCUUUUGUUAACUGCCAAAAGAUCUUGAAUCGAUUAACAAAUGGAUAAGCAAAUCAGCGAGAUACACUGUGUCUAAUAUCUCUUAAUCAGUCGAAUAAAUUAGCUCCGAAGUACUUGGUAUUCAUGGUUAUGGUGUUAAAAGGACAAAAAUGAUAUAUCUACUAUGCUAAUCAGUUUUGGAAUUAGCUAGUUAUUGUGGCUGUCCAGUUCUUGCAUUUUUCCCACAAAAUAUAAAUUCAAAGCUUUCGUUUAACAUAUUGUUAGUUUUCAUAGAAUUCCUGUUUAUUUGUAAUUUGUUAUUUAUAAUUUUGUUGAAAACAAUAACCUGCUAGUAUACACUUUAUAUGAGGUCAGCAUUAUUGAUUGAACAAUAAUUUCCCAUAGACUGUUCAAAAGCUCAUGCAAGAUAACAAACGAAUAUAAUAAUAAAAAAAGGAAUUUAUUGAAAAACUCUUCGAAAGAUAUCUCAGUAACCAAAUGUCCAAUCCAAAUAAAAUUUCAGAGCCUUUCACACUGUAGCUUACUGUAGCUUUACUGUAGCUUUCAAUUGGUGCUAAGAGCACCCAAAUCGGUUGACAGACGGCUGAGAAAAUUAUUAUGAUACACUUGGUCAAAAAUCUCUCAAAAGGUUAACCUGUAUUACUCCCAAGUACUCUUUGAAAGAUAUCUCGAAAACCAAGUGUCCACUCCUAAUAAAAUUGUAUAGGGUUCUACUAGGAUGUUAUAGCUUUCAUUUGGUGCCAGGAGAACCGAAAUCGGUUGACAGACGGUUAAGAUAUUUAUUAUGAUACACUUGGUCAAAAAUCUUAAAAAGUUUAGAUGUAUAACUCCUAAGUACUCUUCGAAAGAUAUCUCGGUAACCAAAUGUCCAAUCGAAAUAAAAAUUCAGAACGUUCUACGAUAUUGUAGCUUUCAUUUGCUGCCAAGAGAACUCAAAUCGGUUGACAUACGGCUGAGAUAUUCAUCAAUAUGCUAAAUGUCAAAAAUCUCUCAAAAAGCUAACCUAUAUUACUUCAAAGUACUCUUCGAAAGAUAUCUCGGUAACCAAAUGUCCAAUCGAAAUAAAAUUUCUGGGCGAUCUACUAGGAUGAUGUAGCUUUCAUUUGGUGCCAAGAGAAUCCAAAUCGAUUGACAAACGGCCGAAAUAUUUAUUAUGAUACACUUGGUCAAAAAUCUUAAAAAGUUUAGUAGUAUGACUCAUAAGUACUCUUCGAGAGAUAUCUCGGUAACCAAACGUCCAAUCGAAAAAAAAUUCAAUAGCGUUCUACUAGGAUGUAGUAGCUUUUAUUUGCUUCCAAGAGAACUCAAAUCGGUUGACAGACGGCUGAGAAACGUGCGUGACUUUUUUUGUAACGCACAUACACACACACAUACAUACACACAUACACACACACAUACAGACAUUUGCUCAGUUCGUCGAGCUGAGUUCAUUGGUAUAUGAGACUCGGCCCUCCUCGGAUCGAGAGUCGGUUUUUCGAGCGAUAUUUAUACCCUUCUUAUGGGCGUAAGAAGGGUAAAAAGGCUUUUCCUACAUACAUUCCGUGAUAUUUUUGCUACUGUUUAUUAAGCUCAAAUAUUACAAAGAGAUAGUAGCUUUUAUGUAUUUGAUGCAAUUGCAUUUUCAUGCAGAGCUCCUUGAGAAACCAGAUUUGGUCAUAAAAAAGGCUUUUCCUACAUACAUUCCGUGAUAUUUUUGCUACUGUUUAUUAAGCUCAAAUAUUAAAAAGAGAUAGUAGCUUUUAUGUAUUUGAUGCAAUUGCAUUUUCAUGUAUAACUAACUUGUGUAACCAAAUAUGAUCAUAAAAAAUCUGUUGACAAACGGCUGAGAAAUGUAUUAUGAUACAUUUUAUCAAAAAUCUCUCAAAAGCGUAAAUUUCAUUACUCCUUAGUACUCGUGGAAAGAUAUCUCGGAAACAAAAUGUCCAAACGGCAUGAAGUUUAAUAGCAUACUACUUGAAUGCUAUAGCUUUCAUUUGAUGCUGAGAGAACUCAAAUCGAUUGACACACGGCUGAUUCAUUUAUUAUGAAGCAUUUUGUCAAAGACCUCUUAAAAAGUUAAGUUGUAUUACUCCAAAGUACUCCCCGAAAGAUAUCUCGGUUACAAAAUGUCCAAUCGGAAUGAAAUUCAAAAGCGUUCUUCUAGGGUGCAGUAGCUUUCGUUUCGGGCCUUAAGAACCCGAAUCGGUUGAUAGACGGCUGAGAAAUUUAUGGUGAUACACUUUGUCAAAAAUAUCUAAAAUAAUUAGGUUGUACUACUCCCUAGCACUCUUUGAAAGAUAUCUCGGUAACCGAACGUCCAAUCAAAAUAAAAUUCAAUAGCGUUCUACUAGGAUGUAGUAGCUUUCAUUUGCUUCCAAGAGAACUCAAAUCGGUCAACAGACGGCUGAGAACCGUGAGUGACAUUUUUUUGUAACAUACAUACACACACACACACACAUACACACACACACAUACAUACACGCACAUACAGACAUUUGCUCAAUUCGUCGAGCUGAGUUGAUUGGUAUAUGUGACUCGGCCCUGCGGGCCUCGGAUCGAAAGUCGGUUUUCCAAGCGGUAUUUAUACCCUUCUUAUGGGUGUAAGAAGGGUAAAAAUCACGUAUGAAUGUAACCCACAUUCAAAAUCAACAUUAAAUGAUACUGGAUGUUCUAGAAUGUCAAUGAUGCAUCAAACCCAGGGGGAGCAACACUAGUUUCGCCAAGCCGAAAAUCCCUUAAAAAGUCGAAAAAGACGAAAAAGCCUGGUAAAACCGCAAAACUUUUGCGGGUUUUAGCGACUUUUGGUCUUUUUCGGCUUUUUUUUUGAGUUUUUUUUUUGCUUGGCAAAACUAGUGUCGCUACCCUUGAUCAAACCCAAUGUUUUCCCUACACUCUAAGAAGUUUUCACGUCCGAUUUACGUGAAAUAUCACGUAGCUCAUCCUUAUUCUUAAAACUACCAAAGUUACGUGACGUUAGUCAUCUUCACUCGAUAACCACGUCGUAUGCAUCGCCCUGUUAGGUGAAAUCCACCAAAUUUUCACGUAAAUCGUUUAAUGCGAAUGUGUUAGUGCAUUUCGACUUGGAAGUUUCCGCGAAACGAAAGUUACGUGACUUUCAGGUGUGAAAAAACAAUCCAAUAUGGCGUCCAGAAGAAGUUUGGUGCAAAACUGCUUGUUAGAAUUUCCGUGCAAUUUGCUGUAAGUAUUGAACGAUAAUUUGAUUAUUUAACGUAAAGUGAUUAAUUUUACGCAGUUAUGAAUAUUUCUAUUUUCAAUAAUUUCAGAGCUGGAAUAGGCGAGGCGUUAUUGGUCGCGUGACGGUAGCGGAAGUCCAACGGAGGAGUUCACCGAGUAUUGGAAACGGUUGGAGUUCGAAGGUUUUGCUUCAACAUCCUUGGAUUAAUUUGCAAAUAGAUUUCUCCAUCCGAAACGUAUGUAGAUGUAUAAAUUAUAUAUGUAAGUGUAAAUUAAUUAAGUGCUUUAAAUAAAGGAAUGAUAAAGUUUUUCUUUAAUUGUUACAUAUAAGUACCAGCUUGUAGCGUAUUUGAGGAAGCAACAAAUUUCAAAUUCCUAUAAAAUGCAAUGAUAUAUUUAUUUUACUUUAGGGUACAUAUCCAUUUUCAUUGCAUUUUAUAAGGAUUCAAAAUCUGUUGCCUCUUCAAAUACGUUGCAAGCUGGUGCAACUGCUUUAUUUUCAUUCAAAAAUAAUGUAGAAAUUACGUGGAAUUCAUGUAGAGCUAAUCAUGUUUUCACGUAAAAGUUACCUGACAUUCCAGUGGCACUCACACACAUUUCAGGCAAACGAUACGUAAAACGCGAGUCAAAUUUACCUGUCUCAUCACGUCGAUUCGCGAAGCUCAAAUUUGUCAAGCUACCUGACAUUCCGGUGAAGGUGACGUGAAAAAUAUGGUGGACGAAAACUACCUAUCUUUUCACGUAAAUCGGACGUGAAAAUUCUUCAGAGUGUAAUAGAGGAGUAGGUUUUCAAAAACUUUGCCGAAGACAGAGUUCACUUUUAUCAAUUGGGUGAUUUUACUUUCAAUUGGUUUGGUUCACACCAAAUAAAGACACUCUUCGGGAAUAGAGUCGGUCCUACCGACAAUCUUGUUGGCAGACAGCAAGAUUCAACAGUUCUCAGGCAUUGGUUUCCGUUUCGGGACAUAAGAUUCAGCCAAGCGGUGGCUGAAUGUUUCCAAUCCAGCUGAAACAGGGUCUGCUGGAGCCCGUGGAAUCAAGUCCAGUUCAGAUAUAAUUGGAAUGCUUGGGAGUUGUAAGGUAGAUCACCGUACUCAACUAUCGAUAACUCAGCCAUUGGUUUCUUCAAAUGUGUUCGCUUUUGAGCCAAGCCCUCCUGAUAUUACUGCAACCGCACUCUACAAUCUUCAAGAUGGUUGGCUAUCCAGGACUAACAUAUUCCGAACCAACACUUAAAGGUCCGUUGGUGCCUCAUACGCAUACAACCGCAGGAAGCCGCAGGAUCAAAUACAUAAGCGCAUUCUCCACGCAGUACAAUGCGUCUUACGUUUCAAUGCUUUGCUACACUCCCGUUCAAAAGUUUGGGGUCACCCCCUAAAAACCUGUCAUUUUUUUAGGCCCAUAUCUCCGACAAUUUGCGUCCGAUUUCAAAACCCUAGGUUUCAUUCAAAAGAUAAUAAGUCAAAGAAACUUUGAACAUAAUUUAAAAGAAACUUUAGAAAAAAAUUGUAUGUAAACUUAACCCAAAGUUGUCAAAUUUUCUAAAAAAUGAAUAUAAACUUACGGCAGUUUCGCUGGAAAUUGGGUCGACCAAAUUUUAAGAUGAGAGCGGUAAUAUGACCCAUUUUCUAUUAGCUUUCAAGUGCUUUUUACAGAACUUAGCUAAAAAGUCUAGAAAAAAAGUUAUUAAGUAAAUUAAUCCUUGAUGUCAUCGACCAAAAGUUUGGGGUCACCCCUCAAAAUGAUGUAUCGGUCAAAAGUUUGGGGUCACUAUCGUAAAACAUGGAAAAGUGAUUUGUUGAUAUCUUUGUCAUCUUUCAUUCAAUUUUAAUUCUUCUUGGCUGCAGAGUCAAAGGAAAAGAACUCCAUCCUGGACUGGACGCUGCUAUCAUAUCGUCGUAUCGCCUGAACUUCUUCGAAAUUCGGUUUAGUAUCACUUAUUUAAGCUGAUCAUUUUGAUUGUUAGCAAGUCACAGUAAUAUGAUUUCGUUGAUGAAGGCGUUAUUGAUGUCAGUUCGUUGGUCUUCUACACUGAGACACACUCCGAAACAUCUAGGUAUAUUAUAAGUCUAUUACCGUCACACACGUUCAUGGCUGUCAUCCACGACCAAGCUAAUUCACGAAAACCACAGCAUUUCCACUACUUAACAAGUAGAUGAAUACAUAUCUCCAAAAUAGUAUAUUGCAUCGUUCACAUCUUUACGACGUUCUUGUGUUCUUAGCUUAGCUUGGCAACUGCCAUCAUCGCAGUUGCCUUAUCUAUAGCGCACUUGUUUCCAUUUGGAUUGACCAUCUUCUUCUAAUUUCCGGCACUGUUCCACGUGCUCGUUCUCUAACACCAUUUUUUUUUCAUUUGUAACUAUUUGUUUUUGUUUUGUUUGGGUUUUUUCGACGACUGCUGACCCAUUCUCGUGUUUCACCUAAACAUUCAACAUGAUUGUUUAAACGAGAGACAAGAGUCCCAUUUCGUCUAGCACUUGUAUUCUCCUUCUUUUUACAAACGAGUCAAACAGAAAAAAAAAAAAUAAUGGGAAAAUAUCUCUAACCUACAAUUACUACAAAUUGUUUUAAACUUUAUCACUGUCGAUCAAAAAAAAUAUAUAAACAUUACAUUAACAAAAAGAAAGAUAAAGAAACCUAAACUUUGUCCCUUGCAGUUCACUUGUAAAGCUGUUAGCGCGCGGUCCAGGUGCUUGUGAGUGAAAAUGAGUAGUUGUUGUAUUUAUAGAUCUUGCUGAGAAGUGAUGCCAUAUGUAUGUAAAACAAUGAAUGCACUACCGACUGGUUCAGCGGUAAAAUGUUACUAACAAUUACUAAAGACAACUUAGGUACCAUAAGAUCGGUAAAACUACUGUGUACGUAUUUCGGUGCACCUUUUUGUACCGAACUUUGGAAUUUUCCACCGAAUUUUGGUAAACUCGAUUAAACUCUAGUGUGUGAAGGAAAAAAAA